AGAACACUAAGAUGGCGGCCACCAGUGAAACCAUGUUACCUGAUUUCUCAGUUUUAAAACAACUUUCUAAGGAGCAUUUGGUUCACCUUUUGGAAUCAAUGCCUGAAACGAAAGAUUUGGUAAUAGACCCCGAUCUGAUGAGACCUUUGGACAGAAUAGCUGGAGCUCAACUCCUCAAGAGACAUGGUGUUGACAAAAUUUUCAAGUUGGAAAGUAACAAACUUGAAAUAAGUGGGGAUUCACGCAUGUACCUAGUCAGAUCUAAUGUAAAGAACAUCAAGAACAUUGCAGAUCAAAUUAAAUGUGACCAGAAGAAUGGAAGGAAGAAAAAGUACAAGAUAUUAUUUGUGCCAAGAAAGUUGUACAUCUGUGAAAUGUUGCUUGAACAAGAAGGUGUUCAUGGAGCUGUUGAAAUGGAUGACUUCAAGCUGGAUCUCAUUGCCUUAGACAGGGACAUCCUGUCCUUAGAAAUGCCAGGAUUCUUCCGAGACUACUUUGUGGAGGGUGAGCAUUCCUUACUACACACCAUAGCAACUUCCAUAGUCAAUCUACAAUCGUUGUUUGGCACCAUCCCCCAUAUCUACGGCCUGGGGCGAUGCGCUAAGAUGGUGUGGGACCUCGUCAACACCCUGAAAACACUGCAGGGGGAGCCCCGUGCCCCCAUCCGGAAUGAGAUUGGCCACCUGUUCCUGAUUGACCGGGAGGCUGACCUGGUCACUCCGCUAUGCACGCAGACUACCUACGAGGGGCUCCUGGAUGAAACCUUUAGCAUCAGAAGUGGUUAUUGUGAGUUUGGGCCGGAGGUGACAGGCACUGACAAGAGUUUGAGACUCUUACUGAACUGUGAAGACCAGAUCUUUGAUGAUAUUCGGGAUCGCCAUAUCUCCCACGUAUUUGGGUACCUGAGCUCAAAAGCCAAGAUGGUCCAAUCAGGCUAUCAGAAAGGACGGGAACUUCAGAAUAUCGGUGAUGUCAAAUCCUUUGUUCAAACAGAGUUAAAGGAUUUGAAGCAACAGUACAAGUCACUUACAAUACAUAUCGGGGCCUGCGAAAGAAUACUUAACCUCAAAAGCAAGCAGAUCAACUUUGAGGAGCAGCUCCAGACAGAGCACAGUUUACUUGAAGGCAUAAACAUGAAGGAAUGCUACACUUACAUUGAGGAACAAAUUGACCGACAGGGAAGUUGGAUGCAGGUACCUCCUGACAAGCUGCUUAGACUAAUGUGCCUACUGUCCCUGACACAAAAUGGCCUCCCUAGCAAGGACUACCAGACCCUACAGACCCACUUCCUGCAGAGUCACGGACAUAAGCAUCUGCUGACCUUCUCCAACCUGCGCAAGCUGGGCAUGUACACCGAGCAGCCCUCGGUGGAGGUCACUAAGAUGACGGCCACUGACGUCCGCAACAAGAUCACUGACAAGGCACUAAUGAAGAAGACAGCCUUCCGGAUGCUCUGUAAGAAGCUCACCCUGAUUCCUAAGUCAGGAGAAGUCAAUCUCAGAAGUCCCGAGGACAUGUCCUAUGUCUUCAGUGGCGCUUUCACUCCACUCACCUGCAGGCUUGUGGAGCAGGUGCUGGCCAAAGGUGGCUGGGCAGGACUGGAUGACAUCACCAAGUUACUUCCAGUGCCAACGUUCGCCGAGCACAAGGCCCAGUCGGCCAAAGGUCACGCAGGCAGUGGACAUCAACCAGUGUCACCUUCAGAAAAAGUAGUUCUGGUCUACUUUUUGGGCGGAUGCACAUAUGCUGAGACGGCAGCGCUGAGGUUGUUGGGCAAAAUCAAAGGGUAUCGGUUCAUCUUUGCCACAACGGCCAUCACCAACGGUGUGACUCUCAUCGGUUCCAUCAACGACGGCAAAAAAUAAAUCAUGGCUUUGUGUCAAGGCCCGCUUGCAGAGCUAUAUACUGAGAGAGUCGCGCCAGCUUCAGAUUUAACCACUUCCUGCUGGGGAUGCUUUAUAUGCGUGCCCGGGGUCUGCGAACUCGGACAAAAGGAACAGGGCCUUGUAACAAAAGACCGUACUCGGAACAAAAGCCCAGGCUGCUGGGAAUUACCAACAUUU
This is a messenger RNA of Acanthaster planci (crown-of-thorns starfish), 2063 nucleotides long. RefSeq names its product VPS33B late endosome and lysosome associated (gene vps33b). NCBI's taxonomy places the organism in Eukaryota, Metazoa, Echinodermata, Asteroidea, Valvatida, Acanthasteridae. Gene Ontology annotation, biological process: vesicle-mediated transport. The record is from RefSeq and is a predicted model, not a curated record.